Condylura cristata (star-nosed mole) is the source of this 783-nucleotide messenger RNA. Its product is annotated as chymotrypsinogen 2-like. Bases 1 to 783 code for a protein of 260 amino acids. Lineage: Eukaryota; Metazoa; Chordata; Mammalia; Eulipotyphla; Talpidae. Gene Ontology annotation, molecular function: serine-type endopeptidase activity. The record is from RefSeq and is a predicted model, not a curated record. Gene Ontology annotation, biological process: proteolysis. The transcript is spliced from 7 exons.
AUGGCCUUGCUCUGGCUUCUCUCCUGCGUCACCCUCAUCGGGACCCACUUUGGAUCUGGGGCCCAUGCUAGUGACCCGGAGAUGAGCAUUACACCCAGGAUCAUCAAUGGCGUGCAAGCUCUUCCUGGCACCUUGCCCUGGCAUGCGAUGCUGCAGAGUCCCAGUGGCGCCUUGAUCUGCGGGGGCUCCCUGAUCCACAGGAGAUGGGUGCUCACCAGUGCCACCUGCAAUGUCACGACAUCUGACUGGGUUGUUGUGGGGAUGUAUAACCCGCAUUCAAAUAAGAAUAUCAUGCAUCGAAUAGAGGUUGCCAAGGUUAUUCGUCAUCCUAUGACUCGUGUCUUUAAUGACAUCGCCCUGGUGAAGAUGAAUUUUCCUAUUGACUUCUCAGGGACAGGGUCCACCAUUAUCUUGUCCAAUGUCCAUGAUAAGUUCUCUCCCAGGAGCAAGUGUAUCGUUGUGGGCUGGGGUCUUAAUGAACGCAAUGGAUUCCAGUACCCCGAGAUUCAACAUGAAGCCGCUGUGUCUCUUCUGUCCACACGCAACUGCGAGAGGUUCUUGGGCAAUUUGUUACACAAGACCCUGAUCUGUGCUGAGGCCAACGGCGUCAGCCUCGGCUCCGGUGAUUCAGGCAGCCCACUGGUCUGCAGGAAGUAUAGAGUCUGGACCUUGGUGGGCAUCUCUUCUCUUAGCAAUCAGAACGGCCAUACCUCGAAGCCUUUUGUCGCCACCCGUGUAGCUCCAUUUAUACCCUGGAUUUUGAAGACCAUCAAGCACAACUAA